UAAAUCGCCAAACGAAUCAAUCAUGAUUUGCUUAAACACUUGGAAUGGUUCAAGUGUUUUGUUACCUGUGUUUAUUUAACAAGCACUAGCACUGAUUUUAAUUAGUACACACAAGUUAAAAUUUGUAUGUGACAUGGUACAUGUAUACUUGUAUUCAUGUACUUUUGUGUGUAUUACAAGAUUUCAUUAUUAAGUCAAUAUGCAUGGAGCCAUUUUCAUUUCCUACAUGUCUGUGUGUCAUUAGUCAAAGUGUGUGCCCACCACAUGUCUGAGUGUAAGCAUAUCGCUAUGUACAUGUAUACAUUGCUCAUAAAGCUACCAUCAUCCUGCUUUUAACAAAAAUUUACUUGCCAAAACCAGCUUCUUCCUUUUCUCAUUCCAGUGUCAGUUGUAUACAUUUAUACUUCUCUUCUAAAUAUACAUGAUCUAAACAGAUCUAUAUCUCUCUUCUUCUUUCAUUACUCUUUUUGCCACCCUUUCCUAUUCCAUUCCUGCACACCAUCAUAAUCUCUGUCCUGUCACACUCUUCUUGACUAACCCCUGACCGUUGCCACGCCCAGAUGACCCUUCACCACCAGCUGACCAACACGUGGUCACUGCCCCCAAGUCGGUCCGAAGGGCCCUCAUUCUCAACCAUGGGGGUGCAGCAGAUGAGGGGGAGAGGCGGAGUGCGGCUGCCGUAGAGCUGCAGAGGAUGUGGAGAGGGUUUUGUAUCAGAUGUCGUUGGUUUGAGGUCCUGAACCCCACGACCAGCGUUGAGCCCAACAGGCCAGAAUCAAGAGCUUAUAGUAGGUUCUUAGCCUCACGGGCCUCCUCUUAUCGGCGGUCAGUUGCUACCAUCAAACAGUUUGGUGAACGAGAGUCAAGGUUGCAGGAAUACUUUCAGAACUGCCGUCAGAAGGCAGAGGAGAGAGGAGAGGAGAGCAUCACAUUGGAAGAUUUCUCUGCCCACUUCAUCCAGAGUUGGUGGCACAAGGUCCACACCAGACGUCAGCUCCAAGGCAGGCAUCAGCUCCAGGGCAUCUCGGGCAUCUCAGUCACCAUGGCCACCGUCACGCCCAUCAAGAGCGCCUCCUCCAUCACCAAGUCCGUCUCCAUCGUUCUCUCCCCAGAGACGGGCGUGGUCAUGGGCAAAGUGCAUACACCAGGGACACCACCACCGUCCAUCAAGGCGGAGUCCAGGAGGAGGUCUAGGAGGUCGGUGCCAAUCACGAAGAAGAAGAGGACGGAGCCAUUGCUGCCGAAUGAGGCGGCAGCUAUCAUUCAACAAGCCUGGAGGAGACAUAUUGAUGUGCAGGUGUACCGCUACUACAGAGACCUCAUCAACUUCCGUUGCCGUGGCAACCCAGCCAUGAUGCUGCGUUGCAUCAAUCCGAAGGAGGCCAGUCUGCUGGAUGCUGCUGCUGGGAUCCACGUCAAGUUUAGACUCGCUGGGGCCAGAUUUCCGCCCAACAUCUACUACAAGAUCUUUACUCAUCGGACCAUCAUCGACAUGUGUGCCAACAGCCCUAAGGACUACACCAAGGCCAACACCAAACGGUUUGCUGCUAGGGAUGUCCACAAUCGGAGGGAGCAGGGGAGUCCAAAGCUGGAGAGGGUGGAGGUUGAUAAGAUAGGGUGGUACCAGAGGGAGGAGAAUAAUGGUUGGAGACUGGUCUCUGACAGGUUGAUCUUGAGGGCAGACCAGGACCCAGUCACAUGGGAGAGUUCUAAGACCAAACAAGACUUCCCCCACUCCAAGCUACAGAGGAAAGAAGAUGUGGAGAAGAAAAAGAAGAGGAAAAAACUAGAUUGGAUGAAAAAGAUGUACAAAGACGGCAUGCUCCAAGCCCAGGCUGAAGACGAGGGUCUCAACACUCUUGUGGAGGAUGCUACCAGCGGCCUCAUGGCCCAGCUAGAGAACAGGGGACCCGAGGCCGUGGACGACUGGGAGGUCGAUGAACUCCUCCAGUGGACAAGUGGCUUAAACUUUGAUGACUACCAAAAGUCUUGGCAGGAGAUAGCCACUUCUGCAGGAUCAGAGGCCUAUAUAGAUGAGAGGUUGCAGUUCAAGACGAGCAAGCAGGAUCCUUACGAGUUCAGCUUUACCAUGAGAGAGUCUCUCCCUUCCCCGCCGUCACCCUCUAGAGUCACCACGGCCAAGUCAAGAAGUGCCACAACAAAACUCCAGAUGGAAGACAUAGCGGUCAACUGAAAUGGCCAGGGAAAAAGCAAUGACUUUUAUUUUGCCUGAUGAGACAGACAAAAUUGAAAUGUGAAUGAUAUAAGAUUUUUCAAGGAAACAGGAGAACAGUAUGGUAACAUCACAUGUUUACAUUCCUGGAGUGCAGUUCAAGACAGUUGCAGUUCCAAUCAAGGAAUUAAGAUCCUUACAUGUUCAGUUUUACCAUGAAGGACUCUCUUCCUUCCCAGCCCUCACCAUCUAGAAUCAUCAGAGCCAUGACACAGAGUGCCACAACAAAAUUACAGAUAGAAGACAUAUAGCUGUCAACUGAAAUGUACAGUGAAAAGUUGCCAGAUGAGAAGAGAAUAAAAGUAAAAUGAACUGAUACAGAUUUUAUAAGGAAUCAGGAGGAAGGACUAGUAACAUCUGAUUUUUUACAGGCUUGGAGUACAGUUCAAGACGUGCAGUUAAAGACAAGAAAGCAGAGACUCUCUCUUUCUUCCCUGCCCUCACCAUCUAGAAUCACCAUAGCCAGGUCAUAGAGUACCACAACGAAAAUCCAGAUCAAAGAUAUACAAUGUAGCUGUGAACUUAGGCAAUGCAAAUUUUGUCAGCUGAAUGGCUAAUCAAAAAUUGGUAUGAAGGUUGAUACAGAUUUUUUAAGGAAAAUGGAGGAAAAUAUCAUUUGUCCUGGCUUGUCAACAUGAAAUGGAAUGACCUGGGAAUCACUGUGAACAAUCAUUCUGCACCAUAUUUAAAUAUGUAAAGAAGACAGUGCUGCAUAUAAACUGAGAGACCCAUUGUAAAACAUAGUAAUAAAUUUUCAGCAUCAAUAUAAAUUAACAAUAUUUACUAUGGAGCAUUCAUACAUGGUCAGAACAAAAUGGAGGAACAAAAGUGCAAACCAACUUGGAUACUAAUGAUAAUUACUUGAAGGAAACCUCCUGGCAACACUAUAGCUUCAAUUUUUAAAUAAAAUAUCAAUAUAAGAUAUUAUAUACCAUUCUUGUAUCUGCUGAGUUGAUUUAACAUGGAUGGUCUUGGCAGUGCUGCACUUUGGUGCUCAGAAUUUGAGUGGGACAAAAUUUAGGUGGCAUGAAAGUCAGGGAUUGUAACGUAAGAAGAUUGUUUAGGAGGAUACAGCAUCUAGGCAUACAAAAAUCAGAGACCCAGGUGUCAGAAAGAACAGUCUGGUAGAAUUUGUUAGCAGCUGGAUUAUUGACUUCACAAAAGAUUUAGAUUUAUACAUUCCCGGGAGGAAUGUACACUCCAAAAAAAAAUCAAGCAUAUAUAUAUAUAUACUCUGUAAUCUAUACAUACUAAGUUGGUAAAUACAGUGCAAACUUGAAAUCAUGUCUAUUGGUUUAGAAUGUUUCAAUGUCUAGGUGAAUUGUAGAAAAGGGGCUCUUUAAACAAAUUUAAUGUAAAAUAAAUGUGGCAAGAGUUCAAUGCAGGAAUGAUUUAAAGAUCCACAAUGUUUUCUGGUGACUGAGUUACGUACAUGUAGGAACAUUCCACUUUUUGAGUAGUUUUUAAUGAAAUUACUCUACAGCUUUUUCCAAUGACUUUAGAUGAUAAAGUAUCAGUCAAAGAUCAUCAAUUACAUUUUACAGUAGUAAGUAUUCAUCAGUUCUUGCUUUGGCAAGUAAAUUUGAAAUCUUCUAAAGUAUGAAUACAUUCAAUUAUAUAAGGAAUAUAAUAUUCAAUUGGAUAUAUUACUUGCUGUUCCAAAUUACUUGGAAAAGAAAAGGAAUCUCCUGUAGGCAGAUUUUCUUGAAAAAGCGAUUGUCAUAUAAGUAUGUAAUAAUAUAAAAGGGGAAAUUGUUUCAUUUCAAUAUCAAUUGAAAGAGACUGAUUUUAAUGAAAUAUUUAGUAGUUGAUGACAAGUUCAGAAGCCACAAUAUCUGAGAUAUUGAAAUGUAGCCAAAGUUGGAGAUAUUUUCCAACACUGCGGUAAUCAUUCAAAUUAGUGCUACAAACAUAUAUACAUGUAGAAAUUUAUUCCAUUCUUCCAAGUAUCUGCCGUCCAUGAUUUUUCUGUAAGAGCUAUAUAUUUAUUGAAUAUGUUGUUUAAACUGAAUAUAUAAUUCGAUGUGAAAAUAUUGGCCAUUAUUCUUUAAAAAUGAAUGUAUGUAAAAAUAUAUAUUUGCAAUUAAAUUGUUAAUGUAUUACUAAUAUCGCU
This is a messenger RNA of Strongylocentrotus purpuratus (purple sea urchin), 4346 nucleotides long. RefSeq lists its product as uncharacterized. The record is from RefSeq and is a predicted model, not a curated record. The coding region runs from base 695 to 2194 and encodes 499 amino acids. The transcript is spliced from 10 exons. Lineage: Eukaryota; Metazoa; Echinodermata; Echinoidea; Camarodonta; Strongylocentrotidae.